This is a messenger RNA of Vollenhovia emeryi, 1044 nucleotides long. RefSeq names its product REM2- and Rab-like small GTPase 1. NCBI's taxonomy places the organism in Eukaryota, Metazoa, Arthropoda, Insecta, Hymenoptera, Formicidae. The record is from RefSeq and is a predicted model, not a curated record. The coding region runs from base 278 to 985 and encodes 235 amino acids. Gene Ontology annotation, molecular function: GTPase activity; GTP binding. The transcript has 5 exons.
CGGUAACGAUACGCAAACGUUACAUGCAGCCCAGCAAUUGAAACUGCAUACUUACUGCCAGCCAAUAAGAGGCGCUUCUAUUUUACACGCGAUGCCCAACGCAACUUUCUAACUGGCCGUUGUUGAUCGGUAUCGUUUUCAUGAAAGAUCUAUCCUCGAUGUUGCGUAUACGCACGUAUGUAUGAUACAUAUAUGGACGGAAUACCGAUGCUCAUCGUAUCAUCGAUCGAUUGAUCAAACUUUCAAACUGUCGCGAUGCAAAUGAAACCGAAGAAACAUGAAUGCAAUUAAUAUGAACUGGUUAUCUUCAGCAGAAGGAGAGUCUUUGGUCCAUCACUUCUACGUGAAUCCUUCCAAGAAGAGGAGAUUCUAUGGCAUUCUGGAGAGGCCGUCGCUGCCGUCUUCUAUCGAGGAAGUCACGUACAAGAUCUUCAUGAUAGGUAGAUCUGGCGUGGGAAAGACCUCAGUGGUAGCGAGACUCGCAGGAAUCCUCGACUCCAACAAUUAUACGGAAACCAGCGGGAUAAGAAAAACUAACGUUUAUUGGCCUGUCAAAAUCUGGGAUAAGGUCGUUCUGUUUAAACUGCAAUUCUGGGACACGUCGGAGAGCAGUAUAAAGCGAUACAACCACAUUCUGCCAGUAUGCAAAGAUAAAGUUGACGCGAUAUGUUCUGUCUUUUCCUUCGACGACGCGUCAAGCUUCAAUGACAUUCCAUACUUGAUGAAUACGAUGACCAAUGUAAAAGGGAAACCAGCAAACGUAGUGGUUGGCACAAAGUUUAAACCUUGGUCAAGCUCCACGAUAGACGAGACACAAAUAAAAGAAUUCGAGGACAAGUGGAAAGUUAAGGUGAUCAAGAUCGAUGCUAGCAAAUUGUCAGUAAGAUCCGAAAUAUUUGACUGUUCGUAUCAGUUGAAUGCUAUUUGUAACAUCUUGUGGAAUAGAGACAAGGAGUUUAUAUCUAAGCUGAUGGGACAAGUUUAACCAUUGCAAACAAAUGUAUUUUCCUAUGUUUUAUACAAAAUAAAAAAGAUAUUACGUUU